GUCGGGAAUGUUAGCAGUCUCGGUCGUCUGUCUGUUUACUAAGCUGUACAACCUUUUCGUGUACAGUUUUCACAUAUUUAUGCGACAGAUCACCAUUAAAAUGGGACACAUCAUCAUGUGAGGUGAGGAAAAGAUUUGGCCAGCACUGUUACUGAGCACUCAGUGAGAAUUGCUGGCCCCUCCAAGAGUAUAUUCAACCCUUUAUUAAAGGGUUUGUUCUACUGGAAGCAGAAAUGGAAGAGACUAUCGGACUCUUCACGUUCACUUCAAAUUUUGAGUGCGGUAACUUGGCUAGAGUUGAAAAAGUUGAUCCACCAGGUUCUAGCCAUGCCUCGUCAAGUCAAGGAGCAUCUCUGAGUGGGGGCCGUAAAGCACACAAGUCAUCCACACCCUCCCAGCCUGUUGUUGAUCCUAUGCCCGUCAAUUAUGAAUUCAGUCUUUGGACUCACCCAGAUUGUGCAGGCACCGAGUAUGAAAAUAACAACCGAACUUGGUUUUUCUUUGGUAUUCAAGGUGGCAGUGUGGGUAACCGAGUGCGACUGAAUGUAAUGAAUCUGAAUAAGCAAUCAAAGUUGUUCUCCCAAGGAAUGCAGCCAGUGGUGCAGUGCAUUUCCAGUACACGUCCUCCACGCUGGGAGCGCAUCAAAGACAAAUGCACCUAUCGAAGUGAAGAGAGCAGCACUGUGAUAUCUUGGGUUCAUUCAGUAGGUGAGGCUAGUGCAGUAACUUACUAUGCAUUCACUUACCCCUUCACGUAUACUGAGCUACAGUCUAUGCUGGAGAGUUUGGACCGCCGAUUUCCUCCUGGAUGCCCAAACAUGUAUUAUCAUAGAGAACUGUUGGUGUACUCGCUAGAUCAUUGGCGCGUCGACCUAGUGACCGUUAGUUCUCAUGUGGGUAGAGUGGAGGAACGAGAAGACAGACUUCCUGGCCUUUUUCCUCUCGUCGAUCAGCCUCGACCUCAUCGCUUUCCAAAGAAGAAAGUGGUGUUUGUGUCUGCCAGAGUUCAUCCUGGGGAAACUUCUUCCAGUUUUGUCUUAAAUGGUUUCCUAAAUUUUAUUGUCUCAAAUGACCCUCGUGCUGUGAAAUUAAGAGACUUGUUUGUUUUUAAGCUGAUUCCAUUUUUGAAUCCUGAUGGUGUGGUCCGUGGCCAUUACCGCACUGACCAGAGAGGAGUAAACCUCAAUCGUGUGUAUGUUGACCCUUCACCUACUCUUCAUCCAACGAUAUAUGCAGCCAGACAGGUGAUUCUCUACCAUCAUCAUGGACAAUUGACACCCACUCCAGUGGAAGAGACACCCUCAAUCUCCAUAAACACUGAUUCAUCAGAUCAUGCUGCUGGAACUGUAACAAAUAGCUCCAGUGAUGAUGCAAGCUUAUCUAUCACCAACACUUUUAAAGGACCACCAGUAGUGAUGGAUGAAGACACUUGUCACAGUUUUAGUGAUGCUCAGUGUGGUAAAGCUGGAGGCUCAGGCAGUGGAAGGGUGCGUGGAGUCUCUCUCAUGGAGAUGGAUGAACCCUCAGCUUCAGGGUGGGACAUAUCCAGCAAUGUUUCAGUAGAUGGUAGCAUGGCUGGCAACUCUUUUCAACAGGAACAACAUCCAGAAGUGCAUGAUGACUGCUCCAAUGUGUCAUGUAUUAGUGAAGCUGAAACAGGUGUUACCUCCAUGUUUGGCUCUAUGGCUGCAUUAAGUGAAUUUAGAGAAAUCAUUUCUGUGAAUAAAAGUUGUGAGCAUAUCAGUAAGGCAGUGACUUCUCCAUGUAGCAUACAAACAAAGAAUGAGAUGGGACAUAGCACAACUUGCAAAUCUAGGGAUUUAUUUUUAAAGGAUUUUCAUAAGGAGGAAAGUGACACAGGAUGUAGUAACUAUUUUUAUGAACAAAGAAUAUCGGACGAAAAAGCAAAGGAGAAAGAUCUUAAUAUUUUUAGUAGUAUAAGAGACAGUAGGCAAAUGCCAAACCUAAGUACUGUUGCAUCAAAUGCAAACACUAUAUCUUUAUCAUCAGCUUCUUUGCCAGUGUCUAGUCAGCCCCAAUUAAAAAUUGAAAAUAUGACAAGAAAUCUUGAUUGCAAUUUCUCUCAUAGCACAAGUGCAAAAAAGGAUUCACUAAAUUACAGAAGAGAUCUGAGUACCACCUCUGCUGUACACCACAAAACUUCCUUAAAGUCGGGAUCGCCUCCAACCCCUAGCGGGGCACAGAGCACACUAGGAAUUAGGGAGGGCUGUGGUAUUGCUAGCAGCAGUGAAAGUGAGGCAGAGUGUGGGCGCCCUGGAAGAGAAUCUGAUGUUUGUUUGGGAAUCUUGGAGGGAUCGCUUCCUCUUCCGGCACAAGAAUUUUCUCCAGCCCUAAGUCCACCAACACCAAUUCCUGAGGAGACUCAAGUCACUUCAGGACUCUACCUGUAUGUUGAUCUUCAUGGUCAUGCAUCAAAGAAAGGCAUUUUUAUAUAUGGGAACUGGUAUGAGGAUCCAGCUGUGAUGGUGGAAAAUAUGCUUUUCCCUAAAGUCCUAGCCAUCAAUUGCCCUAACUUCGAUUUUACUGCGUGCAACUUCACAGAGAGGAAUAUGUAUCUCAAGGAUCGUCGUGAUGGCAUGAGUAAAGAGGGUUCGGGAAGAGUAGCGAUUAUGAGGGCCACCGGACUUUUGCGUUCUUACACCCUGGAAUGCAAUUACAACACCGGUCGCACUUAUAAUCCUACCCCGCCAUCCCCUCUUGACCAUAGGAAAACUCCACAAAGUCCUAUGACAACCCCUCCCAAAUACACCCCAUCCGUAUUUGAAGAUUGUGGUCGUCAGCUUGGCGUUAGUCUGCUGGAUGUGGUAGGCAGUUGCUGUGGAUGGUCUCGAUUACCACAGUCACAAUAUGGAAAUUUGGCAGGUGUACGAACAUGGCUGCACCAUUUCCUUAGCUCUUCAGCCCUUUCUCCGCGCACACAUAUCACAGGAACCCAUACUCCACGCACUCCUGCAUCACGUUCAUCAAAUAAAUUGACAGUGGAGAGACUAAGUGGUACUAGGAGUAGUGCUGGUGGGCCAAGAUUAGGACCUAACAGACAAGGCCCACCAAGUACACCUGCCUCUCCCAGACUUCCACGCAGCCGUAGUCAGCGUGUACGCCGCCAUUCAUGGUGCCUUACUGUAGAUGCUGAAAACCAAGAACCCCAGGUAAAUCCAGAAGGAGCAGUACGACCCAGACCUACCAGUGCAAAAAAAUCAAUUGCAUCCAGUGGCCUCUCGCCACGAACUAAGCCAAAGAUGCCGAAAAUAAAGACGCAAUCUCCCAAGAAACCAGGAGUAUCUAGAUCUCUGACUUUCACAGAACUGGGUGAAAGUAGUCACUUAGGUGGAGAAGCAAAACUUGCUAGUAGUAAGAUGACAUCAAGCAAGCACAGCCUUACAGCAUCCGUAAGCCUUACCCCAAAUUUAAAUGUAAAGCUUUCAAUAUCAGAUACACCUGAAAGCCCCACAUUAGUAAAGAAAGUUGAGAAAAUUAGAAGACAAAGAAGCAAAGGUUUAACUUCUGGUACAAAAAAGUUGAAAAUAUGUCCUAGCUCAAGUUCAAAUACAGAGGAAUCAUCACUUAAAAACAAAGAACCUUAUUACAGUCUUCCAGGUUUGGAAGUAAACGAACGCAAAUGUAGCCCUUUGUCACCUUCUCAAGAAGGGUUUUAUGCUGCAGGCCAGAGUCCCCUGUCUCCCCGCUCUCCACUCUCAUCUGUCUGUGAACCACAAGCUAGCCACAGUUCUCCUGGACUUGGAAUCAUAACUACUGCAGCCUCUUGUGACAUCUAUGCUCAACCCAAGUCACCUGUAGUUGUUACUUCCUCUAAGAAAGUUACAAAGGUUUUGUCAUCUCCAAGUAAACGUUCUAGCAAACAUACGUUGAAAUCACUGUCAAAGAGUAUGGAUCGCUUGCCGGCAGUAGCCGGAGCUGCUGGAGAGCGUCUCAAACUUCUACCUAAAAAAGUGAAAAAGAAAGUAGCAGCUCGUAGUGUGACAGAUUUACCAGGAACCAUAACAUCACAACCCAUCAAACCUGCUGCUUCUCAGCCAACACUGGAUUGGAUCAUAAGUGAACCUCCACAAGUUAUAUCUACUGAUAUUGAACCAGUUCCUCCCAAGAUGAAGAAGCGCAAGAAAAAUAGCCGUAAAUCGCUGUAAGGUUAUCUUUUUAUAUACUGUAUAAAAAAUUAAGGGUUUUUCAAAUCUCAUUUUAGCACCCACAAAUCUCAAGUUUUAGUUUUUGAUUUUGAAGUUCUUUCUUGCAACUUUACCCUGAAUUUUGACACGACUGUUUACUCAUAAAUAUAUGCAUUUAAUGCAAUAAAUUUUGUUAUAUAAUGGUCAUCAGAUGACUAUGUAAAUUUGUUCCUGGAGAAAUCAUUUUAUUGGUAUUCAUCAUUAUGCACAUUUAUCCUCAUUAGAAAUUAAGUCUUAAGACGCUGUUAUUCUGUUAAUAAAAAGAGAGUACAA
Procambarus clarkii (red swamp crayfish) is the source of this 4478-nucleotide messenger RNA. RefSeq names its product cytosolic carboxypeptidase-like protein 5. Gene Ontology annotation, biological process: proteolysis. The record is from RefSeq and is a predicted model, not a curated record. NCBI's taxonomy places the organism in Eukaryota, Metazoa, Arthropoda, Malacostraca, Decapoda, Cambaridae. Gene Ontology annotation, molecular function: zinc ion binding; metallocarboxypeptidase activity.